Ceratitis capitata (Mediterranean fruit fly) is the source of this 1672-nucleotide messenger RNA. It is a transcript of the gene heix, whose product is annotated as ubiA prenyltransferase domain-containing protein 1 homolog. Lineage: Eukaryota; Metazoa; Arthropoda; Insecta; Diptera; Tephritidae. Gene Ontology annotation, biological process: vitamin K biosynthetic process; menaquinone biosynthetic process. The record is from RefSeq and is a predicted model, not a curated record. Gene Ontology annotation, cellular component: Golgi membrane; endoplasmic reticulum. Bases 204 to 1361 code for a protein of 385 amino acids. Gene Ontology annotation, molecular function: prenyltransferase activity. The transcript has 3 exons.
CAGCUAAAUAAAAUUGCAAUUAAAAAUUUAUGAAUAAACAAAUAGUAGAGAGCUUCACUUAUUUCGGUCCAAAAAUAAUAAACACGAAACACACAAUAUUUAGUUCGCUGCAACCACCAAGAGGCACCCAUAGCAAAGUGGAUACAGAAAAUUUUCAGUUUAUCUAAAACUAACAACAAAACGCAACUAAUAGAAAUUGCGGAAUGGCGUCUUCUGUCAGUCUCAGCAAAAUAAACGAUGGUGGCAUCGAAAAACCAUGUGUCAAUGUGAAUGAUAUUUCGACAGAAUUGGCAUACCACCGAAAAUUAAUGAAUGACAAUUGCAAUAUAUCCACUGAUCAUUCAGAAAAUGGACAUUCAUUUAUUGAAACCGAGAGCAAAGCGAAUGCGUCUUUACUAAAUGGAAAAACUACUUUACAAGGCAGCUUAAACCAAGGCACAUCUACUGGUACAUUCAUGAAACUCAAAACAUAUUUACAUGCGUUGCGACCGUGGUCAUUAUCUUGCAGUUUGGUACCAACGUUGAUGGGUUCAGCGCUCGCGUAUCGCUCCCAAUGGUCAGCCGAUUUUAGCCUUAUUACAUUUUUCUUAACUGCCUUCACCGUGGUUACCGUGCAUUGUGCUGGUAAUGUAGUGAAUACGUAUUUCGACUUCAUCAAAGGUAUCGACAAGCAAAAAGCCGAUGAUCGGACUCUUGUUGACCACAUUCUCACCAAAGAUGAGGUAGUCUCACUGGGUGCCAUCUUGUACAUGGCCGGUUGCGCCGGUUUUAUUUGCCUAGCCUUCUUAAGUCCAGCCAAAAUGGAACAUUUAGCGUUAAUUUAUUUUGGUGGCUUAUCAUCUAGUUUUCUUUACACUGGUGGAAUCGGUUUCAAAUACAUCGCCCUUGGAGAUGUAGUUAUAUUAAUACUUUUUGGUCCACUUUCAGUAUUGUUUGCUUACAUGUCACAAACGGGGCAUGUUGAUUGGACAGCUAUUUUUUAUGCUCUUCCCUUGGCUCUGAAUGCCGAAGCCAUACUACAUAGCAACAACACACGUGAUGCAGAUAACGAUCGCAAAGCUGGUAUAGUGACAUUAGCAAUACUCAUUGGUCGCACGGCAUCGCAUGUCCUAUAUGCUUUGCUGUUGUUUACCCCAUAUAGCGUAUUCGUUGUAUAUGGCUUGAAAUAUUCGUUAUGGUUUCUAUUGCCGCUCGUGACAGUACCACAGGCAUUUCAGAUUGAAAAACGAUUUCGCAACGAACAUACCAUGAGCGCAGUGCCUCGACAAACAGCUAAAUUAAAUUUCUUUUUCGGCAUACUCUAUGUGGUAGCGAUAUGUUGUGCUAAGCAAUUACCCGACUUCAGUUAUCGCAAACAUUAGUAUGAACAAUAUUUAUUUAAAUACUUUACUUUAUAAUUGUAGUUAUUCACUAAACACUAAAAUUGAUAUUAUCCAUAAAUGAUAUGAAUUAUUACAUACAUUCAUCAGAUACAACACAAAAUUUUGUAAUGCUUCCAAAACAAGGUUAGAUUGAAACUUAAAUGAGCUAAGAAAAGGUUAUAACAUUAUGAAAUAAAUUAUAUACAUAGAUACAUAUAUGUACUCGUAUGUAUGUAGGUACAGUUUGGAUACGUUUAAUCAUAAACUUUCUAUAAAGAAGAAAAUAAAAGUAAAGCUUUUACAAUAAGAAA